AUCCCACAAUCCCUAAGUCAGACAUUUUCAAAAUUCAAAUUUGAAAAGAGCUUUAGAGAGAGAAGAGAGAAUGGCGUCAGCGACCGGAAACAUGAAGGGUUUUUACCGACAGAGGAAAACGACCGCUACGAAGAAAUCUUCCAAAAAAUCUCCGAUCAACACUGCCAUUUUGGGUUCCACUGCGAUCCAAACGCCGGCUACCUCCUCCGGCGCUGAAUGCAAUGAGAGCGAGGUGGUGUUGCGGCAAUUCGAUUUGAACAUGGCUUAUGGGCCCUGCCUCGGGAUAGCGCGUCUUGCACGGUGGGAGCGUGCUCAGAGACUCGGUUUGAACCCUCCCCAGGAAAUCGAGAGUCUCCUGAAGAGUGGGAAAGUUCAGAUGGAGUCAUUGUGGGGUGGUCGCAUUUAGGUUCCCUUUUCUGUGGAAAGAAAAAAAUUAAUUGAAAUCCAAUAGCGUAUUUGUGUAUUUAGGUUUUGCUCCGGAAACUCAGCUUCUGGCUGUGUUCCUAUUUAUGUGACUCUAAAAUUACGACUGCGAAAUGUUGAUGUUUUCUUGCUUCCUGUUGUCAGCUAUGAAAUCCUGUUUUUUUCUCUGUUAUCUGGCUAAUGGCUGUUGAAAUUCCCGUGAAUGUGAUUGUUUAUAAAUUGGUGUC
Vigna radiata var. radiata (mung bean) is the source of this 650-nucleotide messenger RNA. RefSeq lists its product as uncharacterized. The transcript has 2 exons. Gene Ontology annotation, cellular component: delta DNA polymerase complex. The record is from RefSeq and is a predicted model, not a curated record. Gene Ontology annotation, biological process: DNA-templated DNA replication; DNA synthesis involved in DNA repair. Gene Ontology annotation, molecular function: DNA-directed DNA polymerase activity. The coding region runs from base 71 to 406 and encodes 111 amino acids. NCBI's taxonomy places the organism in Eukaryota, Viridiplantae, Streptophyta, Magnoliopsida, Fabales, Fabaceae.